This is a messenger RNA of Aspergillus vadensis CBS 113365, 1616 nucleotides long. Its product is annotated as protein kinase family protein. The transcript is spliced from 2 exons. The coding region runs from base 386 to 1444 and encodes 352 amino acids. Gene Ontology annotation, biological process: positive regulation of DNA-templated transcription; peptidyl-serine phosphorylation; peptidyl-threonine phosphorylation. Gene Ontology annotation, molecular function: transcription coactivator activity; protein serine/threonine kinase activity; ATP binding. Lineage: Eukaryota; Fungi; Ascomycota; Eurotiomycetes; Eurotiales; Aspergillaceae. Gene Ontology annotation, cellular component: nucleus. The record is from RefSeq and is a predicted model, not a curated record.
CAUGAAACUGGCAGUAUAGUGAAUUACGUAUCAAGACCCGCCUCUAGUGUCUUUUAGAGUGAAUUCUCCAGUGACUGAAAAAGAGCCUACCCUUCGGCCAUCUAUUAAAAUGCUAGAAUCCUCAGCCUGGCAACUUGAACACGCAUCACUCAUUAGCUUCACUCAGAUAGCACAACUGCGAGGGGACAAAUUGAGACGUCCCUAACAAUAAGCUCAGCAUAGCAGUGCUUUCAGAGCGCUUGCUGCUUUUACAGUCUACAACUAUGAUUUUUCCUAACCAUGGACCUUGCAACCCAUUAACAUCGACUGCAUAGUGCCUGAUCUGUGCCGGGUCUCAGAGCUCACAUACUCCUGUCUUACCCACAAUACUGCUAAGCAAGUCUGGAUGAUGGCGCAACCAGCUUCAAAGACUGCGAGAAUUGGCGACUUGUACGAUGACACUACAGACUUCGGAGACUUUGUGAGCACAUCAGAUGAAGAAAUCGACGUGGAAGAAUAUGCCGAGCCUUGGGGAAAGUAUGAUCCCGAAACACAAUACGCUUAUUAUCCAAUCUCUCUUGGAGAAAUUCUCAACGAAAGAUACCUGAUUGAGCACAAACUCGGUGCUGGUGGUUUCUCUACUGUCUGGAUGGCUUUUGACCUCCAGGAAACCAAAGAUGUCGCUGUCAAAGUCUUUCGUAAGGGCGACUUCGGAGACAUCGAGCUACGCAUACAAGAUGAGAUCGUUCGGAGCGUGCAGGACAGAUCCCACCUUGUGACAUAUACAGAUACUUUUAUUCUAAAGGGAAGCGAUGGUCACCAUGGGGUUAUAGUGCUUCCUUUAAUGGGGCCGUGUCUUGACCGUUAUACAGUGACGAACUUAGCUAUAAAUACUCGCAUGUCAGCUGCGAAGCAAUUGUUAAAGGCAUUGGAAGCUCUGCACAACGCUGGAAUCGUACACCGCGAUCUGAGCGAGAGAAACUGCCUGUGGGGGAUGGCGCCUCUUCACAAUCUUAGCAGGACUGCGAAAUAUGAACUACUCACCCGGCCAUUGAAGGAAACUAUCCAAGACGUCGGGCUCUGGAAGCCUGGAGAACUAAUGCGGCCCAUACAGGUCCCUGAAGCUCUGCACACAGAAGAUUUCUAUCUCGCUGACUUCAGUCUGGCCAUGAAGGUCGGCGACCCCGUGGCUCAACCCGGCGAUCCACCUCUGUGUUUCUGCUCCCCGGAGCGUCUCCAUGGAGAACCUCCAAGCUUUGCCUGCGACAUGUGGAGCUAUAUGGUCAACUUUGUUGAACUUUACCAAGGGGGACGACCAUUCCAUGAUGGGUACAUAGGCGGAGUAUUGACGACUAUUACCGCCCGUCUGGGCCCGCUACCAGAGCAACGGAAAGGAUCUUACAUAUAUGACGACUGCCUGCCUGGAUUCCUGGUACGACCAGAAUCGAACGCCCGAUACGAAUAAAACCCUCGCAUCAGAGCUUGCGCGCUAUCGACCCGAUGCCGAUCCGGCAGGGCGAGAACUUGUUCUCUCCAUCAUGCAGAAGGCAUUCCUAUACUCGCCCGAGAAGCGUCUGACUGCGACGCAGCUUCUGGCCGAUCCUUCAUUCAUAGCUCUCAUGGCUCGGUAUGGUUGU